GUGAGAGAGAGGAGCUCAAUUUGACCGCCAAUCGCCUGAUGGGCCGCACCCUCACGGUGGAGGUGUCGGUGGAAACCAUCCGCAAUGCCCAGCAGCAGGAGUCCCUGCAGCACGCCACCAAGAUGAUCGACGAGAUCGUCAGCAAGCUCCUGGAUGACCUGGAGGAUGCCAAAAUCCGCCUCAUCUCGCUGUACGGAGCCUGCACCUCGGACGUGCCCGCGGGCCCCAUCGAUCAGAAGUUCCAGUCGGUGGUGAUCGGCUGCGCCAUCGAGGACCAGAAGAAGAUCAAGCGGCGCCUAGAGACUCUGCUGCGGAACCUGGAGAACUCCGAGAAGUCCAUCACGCUGCUGGAGCACCAGAAGCCGUCGGUGCGGCAGUCCUGCAACAGCAAACAGGAUUGA
Mesitornis unicolor (brown roatelo) is the source of this 401-nucleotide messenger RNA. It is a transcript of the gene BAG2, whose product is annotated as BCL2-associated athanogene 2. The record is from RefSeq and is a predicted model, not a curated record. NCBI's taxonomy places the organism in Eukaryota, Metazoa, Chordata, Aves, Mesitornithiformes, Mesitornithidae. The transcript has a single exon. The annotation marks the transcript as partial. Gene Ontology annotation, biological process: protein stabilization. Gene Ontology annotation, molecular function: protein-folding chaperone binding; adenyl-nucleotide exchange factor activity.